Diabrotica balteata is the source of this 1325-nucleotide messenger RNA. NCBI's taxonomy places the organism in Eukaryota, Metazoa, Arthropoda, Insecta, Coleoptera, Chrysomelidae. The record is from the annotation of a GenBank genome assembly.
GUUCGUUGUGCUUUAAAUCAUCACGCGGAUGGCGAAUAGGGUGACUCUUGUUUAAAAAUAAAUAAAUAGUUAAAAUAGGUGUCUCGGUUGAAAUAUGGCAUCUGUGAAAAAUGAAAUUAUUAACGAUUCCGAACCUACGAACGGGACACAUAUCAACAAGUUUUAUUUUUACGAGGUAGAACAAUUUACAGUAUUAUGGUUAUUACUGAUUGUGAUAGUAGCUGGGAAUUUAGGAGUUAUUUAUACAUUAACUAUAGGAAGAUCGAGGAAGAGUAGAAUGAAUUAUUUUAUUACUCACUUAGCUUGUGCAGAUUUAUUGGUUGGACUGAUAAGUGUUUUGACUGACUUGAUAUGGAGGACAACAGUAAGCUGGUAUGCUGGAAAUGCCGCCUGUAAGAUUAUAAAAUUUCUUCAAGUGGUGGUCACCUACGCAUCCACAUAUGUCUUGGUAGCCUUAAGUAUAGACAGAUACGACGCGAUAAGACAUCCAAUGAAAUUUUCUGGAAGCUGGAGAAGAGCUAAAUGCUUAAUUAUAGCAGCAUGGUUGAUUAGUGUCCUUUUCGCCAUUCCAAUAUUAAUAUUAUACGAAGAAAAACUUAUUCAAGGUCAAAAUCAAUGUUGGUUGUCAUUCUCAGCACAAUGGAUGUGGAAACUUUAUAUGACGUUAGUUUCCGUCAGUUUAUUCUGUAUACCUGCCAUUAUUAUCACAACUUGUUACGCGAUUAUUAUCGUAACGAUAUGGACGAAGAGCGCAUCCACCUUUCACCAUUUUAAGAGUAGAGCUAAUGGAGAACGAUCAGAGUCAGAUAACUUAAGAAGAGCGAGUUCAAGGGGACUUAUUCCGAAAGCGAAAGUUAAGACUAUUAAGAUAACGUUCGUGAUUGUAUCAGUAUUUAUAUUAUGUUGGAGCCCUUACAUAAUAUUUGAUCUUCUACAAGUGUACGAGCAGAUACCACAAACUCAAACUAACAUAGCUAUAGCCACAUUCGUACAAAGUUUAGCACCCCUAAACUCUGCAGCUAACCCUAUCAUUUAUUGCAUAUUUUCUACCCACUUUUGUCGAAGUCUAUGGUUGUUCCCACCUUGCAAAUGGAUUUCUAAGAAGAAGAAACGCAAACAAAAGGAUUCGACGCUUACGACACAAAGCAGUAGUUUAUCUGAAUAUUUGACAAACAAUCACAAAAAGAGAUCCGAAGGAGUCGGAACUGCGGUAGUCCGUGGACAUACAGUAUUAAUCCAUACCAAGAAAUGAUAUAUCAUUAUUUAACGAAUUUAAUUGUAUUUAUGUAUGUUGUAUGUACAGUAAAUAAAUUUAUCUUAUUUUA